Myxozyma melibiosi is the source of this 1691-nucleotide messenger RNA. RefSeq lists its product as uncharacterized. Lineage: Eukaryota; Fungi; Ascomycota; Lipomycetes; Lipomycetales; Lipomycetaceae. The record is from RefSeq and is a predicted model, not a curated record. The transcript has a single exon. Bases 240 to 1424 code for a protein of 394 amino acids.
AAUAAGUACAAAUAUCGUGAAGAGGGCAGAGCGGAUCAUUGCAGUGACCAGACAGCAGCAGUGAUUUCUCGCAGGCACCGCUGUCGUUCUGCUUUCGGUCGGUGAACUGGUCCCGUCACGUGCAGACACAAAAGCCACUUCCUCCUCGCCACACUGGCGAUCGCCAACGCUGCUGCCCCGCCGGAAACGAUCCACUUCCCCAAAUCCAUCUCGAUUAAAUCCCGCCUUCCCCCCUGGAAAUGUCCUGCUGCCGUACAGCACUCUCGCCGACGGCUACCCUCAUCACCACCACGGCUGGCUCAAAGCUCCACUGCGACGACCGUGGCUGCCAAGUUCGCUCUUCCCUCUGCCGCUGCUCUGCUCCACCCGCCGUCGGGACUUCUUUCAUCGCUGUCGCCGUCACCGCGACUGCAACUGAAACUGAUGAGCCCUCCGCCACCGCUCUCUCUGCCCUCCUUGACGACGACUCUGCAUCAACAAUGAAUCUCUCUCGCAGGCGUAAACGUGACCUUUUGCUGGCCGAAAUCGCAGUAUGGAAAGCCCAGGUUGUCGCUUUCUUUGAUCAGCCGUCGCAGGCUGCCCCGAGCUCUUCUCCCAGCGACUCUUCCUCUCCGCGCAGCUCCAAAUCCAAAUCGAAUCCAACUUCCGCAUCCCCCACUCCUUCUUCUGCAAACCAGACCAUCCUCUCACCGCCAUCGUCCUCUUUAAUAUCCAAUCCUUCACCAAACCAGUCCUCUUCUACUGCAUCCCCGUUCCAUAUUCGAGUACCCAAGCGUCGCAGCACCCGCAAACAAAUCGACGAACUUUUCGUCCCGAUAGACAAUCCGAUCUACUCUGUGCCGAGUUCUACGCUCGCCCGAACCGUCGCACCCUCCCCGGCCACUGUACCUCCCAGCACACAAAGUUCGAACAUGCAAUCAUCAUCUACCGCUAAGCAGCCCUCCAGUUCACAGAAUGGCACUCAGUCCUCCGCAAAAAAUAUCAAUUCCGGCGCGAGUAACGGUGCUGAUAAAAAUCGUCGCGACGAAGACAACAAUCGGCAUCCUGAAUCUCGGCCCUCAAUAGAUGACGAUUCUGCAGAUUCCGAUUCUGAGUCUGAACUUUCUGACGAAGAGGAAGCCUGGAACGAAGGUUAUAAGAACUGGAAGGCUUGUCGGCGGCAAUGGACUUCCAAGCCAGCAGGCUCAGAGACUAGCACUCCUAGUACCGAUUCUUCUGCAGUUAGAAAUCACCCGAUCCACCAGCUCAAACCAGAUUCUUACCCCAAAAUAUACCGCGUGCUGGUUCAUGAGAGCAGAAGACUGCGGGUCCCCAUCAAUCUCUCGGAUGCGACAAAGAUCCUGGUAUCCGGAUGGCAGUCCACCGGUCAAUGGCCACCUCAACCUGGCAAAGCUGAUCCUCUUAUCGGCCGUCGCAAACGAUAGUGUUGGUUUUCUUUUGUUUUUUCAUUUACAUGUCUACCUAUCUACUUUCUUGCUAUAAAUUUCGGAGAGAUUACGGGGAGUACGGCGCUUGUUGGUUUACUGGUGUUCUGUUUUUGUGUAUCUAUCUACCAGCUUUACUGUAAAUUUAUGGAUUUUUAGGUAGCAGUCUUAGGUUUAGUUAUAUCGAUAGUUUAAACUCUGCAUCAUAUAUUACAAUAGCCAUCAUUUAUUAUGCGAACAACAGGUCCUCUAAUCACUCUUCCGAUG